ACAUAGAGAGAGAGGUGCUGUGAGGAAAUUCAGUAGACACAAGUUGUGUAAUCAUUGUGCCCUGAGUGACGAGAAUGUACGCAGCAAAUUCAAUUUAGGGGUCAGAGCUCUUUUCUUUAGACGGUCGACCAGUUCAUUUAUUAGCUUUUGUGAAGCUUCAGUGUCAUUUAGCCUCAACUCUGCAUGUCACAAAAUCACUUCAACUUGCUCAAAUGUGUCUAAUUGAGGAUUGUAAUCUUUUCCUGCUGGAUCGGUGAGCCAGAUGACCAACUCAACACCCCUUCACUUUUUCCACAAAACCAAGAUGCAUUGAAUGUGCAAUGAUGUGAUGAAUAUUAACAUUUGUCUGCCGCGAGCCCGCGGAUGCGUUGCAAGUGAUGUGAAGAAUGUGAGCUGCUCUCUGAAGGCGGUGUAUUUGGACACAAGCAGGGGAAGAAUGUGUGUGUUCUUAUGCUACUGUGUGUUCCCCUCUCCAUGAUGGACAUUCCUGGUCCUUGCAAACAUGCCAUAACCAUGGACCACCUGCUUCAACUAAAACAACUGAUGACUAACCAGUUGCUGACUGGCUGUUCAAUCACAUAUACGUUCAUUGAAAGGAAGCACCUGAGUGUGGUGUGUUAUGUGAAAGCCUCUUUGCCAAGGGUGCUGGAAUUGUUUCAUUUCCACUUCAAAUACUUGCGAGGAUCAAGCAGUGCUCAAGCAGUGGUCUCCAUCCAGAACCUCAUUCUCAACAUCUACUCGCAACACUGCAUACCUUCACUAAAUGAAGAACUGGAGGAAGACCCUGUGGCAUUUGAGAGGCAGUACAAUGAGUCUCCUGUCCAGGCACUACAAAGAGUAGAGGAGGUCCUGUCCCUCUACUUGCACCUCAUCACAACCACUGAAACUUCUCUUAACUGGACCUGCGAGCAAGAGUACAGCAGCAACACACCCCCUACUAUAACACAGCUAACCACUUGCACAGUGACUGCGGUGGGGUUAUUCGAGCAAGAUUCUCAGGGGUCCUCCAGCGCUGAUUUCUACAGGCUGGCCUUCAUUGUGGUCUCCAUCUGUGGAGGAUUUCUUACUCUACUUACCGUCUACUGCCUCCUAAAGAGAAAGAAACUGCAGCAUCAACUGCACAGAGCAAGAAUGUCAUCAGAAUGAAGAUCGCACAUUGUCGAAAACUUUGAAGUAGAAGAACAAGAAUGCCAUAUGUCCAACCCACAAUGGUUUGGCUCCCACCUCUGCACUGAUUUCUAACUGAUCUGAUGAUUUUAUCUGGAAACCCAAGAGACCAUAAACAGUGAAACAGACUGCCUUGCUCGACAUCACCUCAAACAGAUUUACAAUAUAUGUCUGAUUUUUCAAGAACACUUGUGCAGUAUUUGUACAACUGUGUACAUAUGCAAAUAUGGAGUAAUAUUACAAACAAAUAUUUCUGAACUACUGGAAAGGUCUACUAGUCAUAGGAUUGCAUGUAAAAUAUUGCUAACAGCAAUCCACAAUGCAACUAAAAACUUAAAAAACUAGACUGGAAGCAAAAGGAAAAUCAGUAUCAUUAUAUGAUAUGUAAACAGAGUGGAUUUGUUUAGAGUUAUGCAAUGUUGAUUUCAGAUGUUCCAAAUUCAGUUGUCACCAUACUAUAAUGCUGUUAUUGUUCAUAUGUGAGCAGUAUCUUACAGUAAAGGGUUAAUUGUUAAUACUGAACAAUUUCUUUCAGUUUCAAUUUUAAAGUAAAUACUGUAUAUAUUUUCAAUGUAAGGAGGUUAAAGGGAUAGUUUACCUGAAAAUUUAAUAAUUCUCACAUCAUUUACUCAGCUCUGUAGGUCUUUACAAUGCAAGUGAAUGGUGGCCAGAACUUUG
Molecule: messenger RNA, 1845 nt
Organism: Myxocyprinus asiaticus (Chinese sucker)
Lineage: Eukaryota; Metazoa; Chordata; Actinopteri; Cypriniformes; Catostomidae
Exons: 10
Coding region: 451-1146 (231 amino acids)
Cellular component (GO): membrane
Molecular function (GO): growth factor activity; cytokine activity
Source: RefSeq, a predicted model, not a curated record